AUGGAGGACUCUCUGCUGGACUUGGACCAGGACCCACUUUUGGACUUGGGUCUGUGGGCUCCUCUGGAGCCAGGAGCCCCUCUGGAGCCAGGAGCCCCUCUGGAGCCACUGCUGCUGGACUGUGGCACCGGGGCCUUGUCCCCAUGGACAGAGUCCAGUCUGGGACCCGGUCCUGGUUUUGGCCCAGUUUUUGGGGAGGUUCCUCUGGGGCUGGAGCCGGAGCAGCUCACCUGUGCGGCUCUGGACUCGUGCACGGCUUUGGACUCAUGCACGGCCCUGGACUCGUGCACGGCUCUGGACUCGUGCACGGAUAUGGACUCGUGCACGGCUUUGGACUCGUGCACAGAUUUGUUGGACUCAUGCACUGACAUGUUGGACUCGUGCACGGAUGUUCUGGACUCGUGCAUGCGCAGACCCCGCCCCCUUCCAAACCCACCGUAUAAAGUACAGCGUCACGCAGCGAACGUGCGUGAGCGCAAGCGCAUGCUCAGCAUCAACUGUGCGUUUGAAGCGCUGCGUGCACACGUGCCCACGUUCCCGUACGAGAAGCGUCUGUCCAAGAUCGACACGCUGCGGCUCGCCAUCGCCUACAUCGCUCUACUGCGGGAGAUCCUGCUGUCCGGCAGGAACCCCAAAGACUAUGUGGAUGAGUGCCUGAAGAGCGGCCUGAAGGGCCCCCAGGGGCCUCAGGGGCCCGGGGACAGUACAGCGACCUGGAACACGAGCGGUGAGUGA
This is a messenger RNA of Knipowitschia caucasica, 735 nucleotides long. The record is from the annotation of a GenBank genome assembly. Lineage: Eukaryota; Metazoa; Chordata; Actinopteri; Gobiiformes; Gobiidae.